CUCCUCAAAAAACAAGGGUUUAUGCAGGGCUUAGCUGCAACGCCCAAAAGCCACUUCCUUCCUCCGCAGAACCGCUCCAAUGGCGUCCUCCCGCGCCCAGAACUAGGGCACCCACCUCCCAAGAUCCGAUUUUGCUCCCCCGGAACGUCCCUUCGCCCUCCGCCGAUGUUGAAGCUCCUGUCUUCUUCGGCAUGCCUCCACACCCGAGCCCAGCGCGCCGCGAUUCGCCCCCUCUCGCUGGGGAACGAGCCGAGCGGCCCAUUGCUCAGGGCGCUGAGCUCGCUGCGAGGGCUGGUCCGGAGGAGCCCCGAUUCGGCGCAAAGGGCGUUCUUUUGCUCCGACUCGAGCGGCGACGACGGGGCGGCGGCUGCGGCGGCGGCGGAGGCGCAGGCCGAAGGCAAGGCCACCGAUUCCGAGAGCGAUGUCGCGGAGAAGCCCGUGUCCGCGAUCAUCCCCACCAAUCCGAGGCUCGAUGAUUAUCUGACGGUUUUGGCAUUACCCUUGCCUCAUCGGCCAUUAUUUCCUGGAUUUUACAUGCCGAUAUAUGUAAAGGAUCCCAAGUUAUUGGCAGCUCUGCAGGAGUGCCGGAAAAGGCAAGCCCCAUAUUGCGGUGCUUUCCUCCUGAAAGAUGAACCUGGUGUUGAUCCUAGUUUGGGUCCUGCUUCAGAAUCAGACAAAAGCAUUCAUGACCUCAAAGGAAAAGAGUUAUAUGAUCGCCUUCAUGAAGUUGGUACGCUUGCCCAGAUAUCAAGAAUCAUAGGAGACGAAGUGACUCUUAUUGGUCAUAGACGACUUCGAAAGACUGAGAUGGUUAGCGAGGAUCCCCUCACUGUCAAAGUUGACCAUCUUAAGGAAUUACCAUUUGACAAGGAGGAUGAUGUAAUAAAGGCUACAUCUUUCGAGGUUAUAUCAACCCUCAGAGAUGUUCUGAAAACAAGCAAUCUUUGGAGAGAUCAUGUUCAAACAUAUCAGCAGCAUAUAGGCGAAUUUAAUUAUGCAAGAUUAGCAGACUUUGGAGCUGCUAUAUCUGGGGCCAACAAAUUGCAAUGCUUGGCAGUGCUUGAAGAGCUUGAUGUAUAUAAACGUUUAAAACUUACCCUGGAGCUUGUGAAGAAAGAACUGGAAAUUAGCAGAAUCCAGGAAUCGAUUGCAAAGGCAAUAGAGGAAAAGAUAAGUGGUGAGCAACGACGUUAUUUGUUGAAUGAGCAGCUGAAGGCUAUAAAAAAGGAACUUGGUCUGGAGACAGAUGACAAAACAGCACUUUCAGCAAAAUUUCGUGAGAGAAUUGAUCCCAAGAAGGAUAAAAUCCCAGCUCACGUUUUGCAAGUUAUUGAAGAAGAGCUUACAAAAUUGCAGCUACUAGAGGCUAGUUCAAGUGAAUUUAAUGUGACUCGGAAUUAUCUGGAUUGGUUGACUGCGCUGCCAUGGGGAAAUUACAGUGACGAGAACUUUGAUGUACUUCGAGCACAAAAUAUUCUUGAUGAAGACCAUUAUGGAUUGACUGAUGUCAAGGAAAGGAUAUUGGAGUUCAUUGCUGUUGGCAAACUUAGAGGAACCUCCCAAGGUAAAAUAAUUUGCCUAUCUGGUCCACCGGGAGUGGGUAAAACUAGUAUAGGUCGCUCUAUUGCACGUGCCUUAGAUAGAAAGUUCUUCCGCUUUUCUGUUGGAGGACUAGCUGAUGUCGCUGAAAUCAAGGGGCAUCGUCGAACAUAUAUUGGUGCAAUGCCAGGGAAGAUGGUGCAGUGUCUCAAGAAUGUUGGAACAGCCAAUCCUCUUGUCCUUAUUGAUGAGAUUGACAAGUUGGGAAGAGGACAUGCUGGAGAUCCAGCCAGUGCUUUGUUAGAACUUCUUGACCCAGAGCAGAAUGCUAAUUUUCUGGACCACUAUCUUGACGUCCCAAUUGACCUUUCAAAGGUGUUGUUUGUUUGUACUGCCAAUGUGGUGGAAAUGAUACCCAACCCUCUCUUGGACCGGAUGGAGGUCAUAGCCAUUGCUGGGUACAUUACAGAUGAGAAGGUGCAUAUUGCCAGAGAUUAUCUGGAGAAGAGUACUCGAGAAGCAUGUGGCAUCAAGCCUGAGCAGGUUGAAGUGACGGAUGAGGCUCUUCUUGCUCUAAUAGAAAACUACUGUCGAGAAGCAGGGGUUCGUAAUCUGCAGAAACAGAUAGAGAAAAUCUACCGGAAGAUUGCUCUGAAACUUGUCCGGCGAAGAGAGCUUGCGCAACCUGUCCAGGCUGCACAGGUAGUGGAACCCAGUGAAGCAAAUGUAGAAUGUGUUGAUAAAUCAGGUAAGCAGGAGAUUGAGAAUAAUGAGCAUGCUGGAGCCCAAUCGGAUGAAAGAAGUGGUCAUGAACAAGCUCUGGAUGUUCCGAAUGAAGUGGAUGUCACUGCUGACCAGGGCCAUACUGAUGCUGAGAAAAACCAAGAAAGUGAAGCAAUAGAGAAUUCAGAAAAGGUUCUGGUAGACACAUCAAAUUUAUCAGAUUUUGUUGGCAAACCUGUUUUCCACGCGGAACGGAUCUAUGCCCAGACACCAGUAGGAGUUGUAAUGGGUCUUGCAUGGACUGCAAUGGGUGGCUCCACCUUGUAUAUAGAAACUACUCAGAUCGAGCAGGUUGAGGGAAAAGGGGCCCUCAAUGUCACUGGACAGCUCGGGGAUGUCAUGAAAGAAAGUGCGCAGAUUGCUCACACUGUUGCAAGGGCUAUUUUGCUUGAGAAAGAACCAGACAACCCCUUCUUUGCCAAUUCCAAGCUUCAUCUCCAUGUUCCUGCCGGGGCUACCCCAAAAGAUGGGCCUAGUGCUGGUUGUACAAUGAUCACGUCCAUGCUGUCACUUGCCAUGAAGAAGCCUGUCAAGAAGGACCUUGCAAUGACUGGUGAAGUAACGCUCACAGGGAGGAUUCUUCCUAUUGGUGGGGUAAAAGAAAAAACUAUAGCCGCUCGGAGGAGCGAAGUUAAAACCAUAAUAUUCCCUGCAGCGAACAGGAGGGAUUAUGAUGAGCUCGCAUCCAAUGUGAAAGAAGGCCUCGAUGUGCAUUUUGUCGAUGACUAUAGUCAGAUAUUUGAACUGGCUUUUGAGGAAGAUGAAGCUGCAAAAAAGUGAUCAGUCUGUUUACAUUGCUUUGCCCAAAUUUUUUCGCGUUGGGAAAGUUGCGGGAAUUAAACCCAAUUUUGUACAAUAUCUUCAUAGUCACCCAAAACGUGGGAAGGAGCACGGGACUCAAUUGUUUAUUGCUAGAAUGGUAGGUACCUUUUGUUUUUUCCGUUUACAUUCUUCACACUUAUUAUACCAAUAAGAACAGCUCAAUUCUUUGAGGUGAUAACAUUUUAGGCCAUUGAGGACCGAGGACUAACUGAUUUGCCGUGA
Eucalyptus grandis is the source of this 3366-nucleotide messenger RNA. RefSeq names its product lon protease homolog 1, mitochondrial. The coding region runs from base 22 to 3102 and encodes 1026 amino acids. The record is from RefSeq and is a predicted model, not a curated record. The transcript is spliced from 20 exons. NCBI's taxonomy places the organism in Eukaryota, Viridiplantae, Streptophyta, Magnoliopsida, Myrtales, Myrtaceae. Gene Ontology annotation, molecular function: ATP hydrolysis activity; ATP-dependent peptidase activity; ATP binding. Gene Ontology annotation, cellular component: mitochondrial matrix. Gene Ontology annotation, biological process: protein catabolic process; chaperone-mediated protein complex assembly; mitochondrion organization.